AAAUACGUAUUACUAACAAGACGUAUGCGGUAAACUUUUCCAUUUAUAAAUUACGAAAUAAACUUUUCAAUAAUACAAAAUAGAUAUCAACUAGGUAGGUACGUAAUGCAGAGUCAUAACGGCAACGCUGCAAAACGUGUUGUGAUUCCAACCGAACCGCGCAGUUUGCGUCCGUGCGCGUCACAGACUAUACUACUCUACAGCUUAUUACACGGCGUCCGCUCGCUAACGUUCCAGAAUGUUCGAUACGGAAAAAUUAAUUACGGAAAUACAACGCAGGGAAUGUCUGUGGAAUAGCAAGAGUAAAGGCUAUUUAGAUAAAGGGGCCAGAAGGGAGGCUUGGGAAGAAAUAGGAAGGUUGUAUCAUGAUGAUUGGGACACAGUUUCAUCUGAAGAAAAGGAUACAAGAGUGGACUAUUUAGUUAGAAAAUGGCGGAACGUGAGGGACUACUACAUGCGAUCAAAAAAGCGAGACAGCUAUAUUCAAGAACACCCGAAAAAGGCUUCAAAGAAAAAGAGAUACUACUAUUACGAUCAACUCCGCUUCCUAGAUGCUGUUUUUAAGAGCAGAUCUUACAGUAUAAGUGAUAGAGACGAAGUGACGAAUGGUGAAGAUUUAGAUAUGUCAAAUGAUAUUACAUAUGAACCGUGUUUCAUAACAGAGGAUUCGAACGAAGCUCCAUAUAUAAAAGAGGAAGAGAGAAGUCCACAAGCCAUGGCAUUCCCGCUGCACGUGCCUCUCGAGAAACCAGACCAAGAUCUAAACGUGACGGCGAAUCAAAACUUCUUGCUGUCAUUACUACCGGAUAUGACGUCACUGAAUGAGCGGCAAAAUAUUAUGUUCCGUAUCGGAGUUCUUAAUUUGUUAAAUAGUUUGAAAUUUGGAGCUACAGAUGGUACGCAAAAUUAAGUGAAAAAACAUAAAGGAAUGGUCGAAAACCAACCAGAGUUUUUUUGCAGUCAUCAAUUAUUUGAAAUAUAAAAUGAAAGAUGUCAGAGAAUAUUAUUUGACAUGUUAUUGAGUACCGUACUUAAAUAUCAGGCUUAACUUAUAUUAUUUAGCCCCUGCUAGUUAGACCCCUACGAGAUAGAUAACAUUGAACAUGACAAAGAUUAGAAUUCAAGUUUGUGAAUUCUAUAAAAUUUACAAGAGGGAAUGAAAAAAAGGUUAAUACUUCUGUUAUAAUAUGACUCAAAAAGUAGCUAAACCAUUAAAUAAGUACAAUUUAUUGAAAAAAGGUUUAAUUACCUCUUCGUUUUUGUAAAUUGUUAUCUUUAUCGUAAUGCAAUUACAAAUAGUAUUAUUGUUGCA
Messenger RNA from Trichoplusia ni (cabbage looper), 1312 nucleotides. RefSeq lists its product as uncharacterized. NCBI's taxonomy places the organism in Eukaryota, Metazoa, Arthropoda, Insecta, Lepidoptera, Noctuidae. Gene Ontology annotation, biological process: regulation of transcription by RNA polymerase II. Gene Ontology annotation, cellular component: nucleus; transcription regulator complex. The record is from RefSeq and is a predicted model, not a curated record. The transcript has 2 exons. Gene Ontology annotation, molecular function: DNA binding. The coding region runs from base 239 to 910 and encodes 223 amino acids.